AUGAUGCAGGCGACAUUCACUUCUUUUGUGGCUUCCCUCCCGAACUGUGGGGUGGCGGAGAACAAAGAAAAUACCGUGGAUUAUGAUGACGAUGACAGGGCGACAAUUUUGGCAUGCGACGAAGGCAGCGACGUAGAGACGUGCUCAACGCAUACGGCGCUUCUCUCAGAUGAUUAUGACGACACAGCCGAUGCUCUCUGUGGCGCCAAAGAUGGCGCUGCGUCCGAUGCGGAAGUGCCACACUGCGGUGGAAGUCAACCACCGCGUUCUGUGUCGAAUGCCUUGAACAAACACCCUCGAGCAUCGGCCUCAUUUCUUGAGGUUUGUCUUGUGCCUAGCACAACACCACUGCGCCCAGAAGGAACAGAAAGAGAGUUAACAGAAUUUGAAACGGUUGGGUUUCCGCAACUGUGCACGUACUGGGAGAUGUGCGAAUGUGCGGAGAGGUCGAGAGGGGUGCGGCAGUUUUUGAUUCCUGCUAAAGAUGAAGUCUGGUGGGGCUCUGCCGCUGCACCCCCACCGUCGGCAAGGCUUACUUGCGUGUAUCAAGUUGGACGCAGCGAUAUUCCUGCGGCAGUCGGGGGUUUAAAUGUGCCUCAGUCACGCUGCUCGGUGUCCCGUGUGCACUGCGAGGUGCGGCUGCAUUUCCGCCUGAUGACGAACCCACUCGCUCAAGACCAUAACGCCACGGCACCAAGCGGUCCCAUUUACAGCUGGAACUCCUUCGAUGUUGUCGAUUGUUCCUCAUCCAAUGGGACAUUCUACCACGCGGUAAGAUUGUUACCAUCACAUCGUUACACAUUUUCCGUUAAAAACGGUGUUGGCUCCGUGGAGCUCAUGUUGGGGGAUCAUUAUCGGCUGCGCAUUCAAGCAGAUGGCAUCCCCUCCGAUGCAUCAGAGGAGAUUCCAACCGGCCACCAUGGCGCCACCAAACCUGUAGAAAAGUUUGAUGCGGAAGUGCAGUGGACGUUUUCCCCUAUUAUACGAGUGGCAAGGCGCGUGCCGUCUCAGUCGCGGCGACCGCCAAAGAAGCCUGUUGCUGUGGCCAAAAGCAGGAGUCGAGCAAAGUGCAGGAAACAAGUGAGCUUCAAGAGCGAUGUUGAGCCAUUCAUCCAACCUCCUUGUGGUGGCGCGGAGUUGGAAUCAAAUGGCAAAUUAAGGAUUGUGACUACCGGGCUGCGUCUCACAUCCGCAAAGGAGACAAAACUCCGUCGUUUGGGCAUUGUAAUGAAUCCCCCCAGGUCGGAGUUUGGCCGUGCGAGGGUUCUUGUAAUCGAUGGACCACUGAUGCGUAGUGUGAAACUAUUGACGGCUUUGCCAUUUGUGGAGCACAUCGUGGACCGAGCGUGGCUUGAUGCCGUUCUUGCAUUGCCAUUGAAGAUAUCCUCAGAGACGACAACGUCAACGGCAACACGAUUGAUGGAUUUCGCAUCAUUCCCGUAUUCGGAACGACGCACACGGCGAAGUAUAGAAACUGUUAACGCCUUCUCCUUACAGGAGCUUAUACAAGUACCUGCUUGCCAGCGUCAGGCACUUUUUGCUGGCCAGCUAUUUUGGGUACAUCCAGAGGCUGAACCACAAGACCCGCCUGAUAACGAUCUCAAAUACGUCAUUCUUGCUUCCGGUGGCGCUCUCACGAAGGAUGCGAGUUGUGCCACAGUUGCAGUGAUGCCACAAGUGAAUGUGACGAGCUCAAUGUGGGGCCAGGCCUAUUCCUGCCCCCAAGAACCGUUGUGUAUUUUUAUAGUUCCCAACGAUCUCUUUUGUGCAGUUUUACAGCAGCGUCGUCUGACGACGUCAACUGUGAGAUGCCCCGUUGGUGUCUCUGUCUUGCCACCAAGCCCGACCACCGCAAUGCUUCGAGAAAAACGUAGUUUGUCUUCGCCGCGUGAAUCUACAAAAAAGUCAAAGAGCCGCCGCAAAUGA
Messenger RNA from Trypanosoma cruzi, 1926 nucleotides. RefSeq lists its product as uncharacterized. Lineage: Eukaryota; Euglenozoa; Kinetoplastea; Trypanosomatida; Trypanosomatidae. The coding region runs from base 1 to 1926 and encodes 641 amino acids. The transcript has a single exon. The record is from RefSeq and is a predicted model, not a curated record. Gene Ontology annotation, molecular function: protein binding.